Messenger RNA from Drosophila ananassae, 2006 nucleotides. Its product is annotated as modular serine protease. Lineage: Eukaryota; Metazoa; Arthropoda; Insecta; Diptera; Drosophilidae. Gene Ontology annotation, molecular function: protein binding. Gene Ontology annotation, cellular component: plasma membrane. The record is from RefSeq and is a predicted model, not a curated record. The transcript has 5 exons. The coding region runs from base 123 to 1757 and encodes 544 amino acids.
ACUUGGGAGCGUUUCAGUUCGAUCUCAGCACUCGUUCGGGAACGUGGCAUUCUGCUAAAAUAAAAAGAAUUCGUUUCUCUAUUUAUGAAAACAAAAUAUUACUUAAUAAUAUUACUUUAGUUAUGAUAUCGAGAAAAAAUAUAAUAAUUCUUGAGGCUCUGGUUUUGUGUGUUAUAGCCCCAACAGCUCUUUCUUUUGCAAGCGUCACCCAUAAUAGUUCGACUAUAUGUGAUGGAGUCCAGUAUAAAGAGGACCCCUUGGACGAUUCAUUCGAGAGAUGCUAUUCAAAUAUGUGCAAUGAGACUACACAUUUUCGGUGUUUGUACGGAGGCUGCAUCCCUAUAUCAAAUAUCUGUAAUAAUAAAAAUGAUUGUUGGGAUGGCAGCGACGAAAACGAACUACUAUGCUUAGAAGAUGAAGAUCUGGAUGCGAAGUAUGAGGACAUCCACGGAGAUUGCGAGUCGAAUUUUGAUUGCAAAGAUAAAGGUGCUCUAGUCGGAGAUAGAUGCAUUACCUGGGAUAGGGUCUGCGAUGGAAAAAGCGAUUGCACGGACAAUCGGGAUGAAAGUACAUCUAUUUGUGCAAUGAUUCCUUGUGCACCACCGAAUUUUAGAUGUAAAUAUGGUGCCUGCAUCUCUCAAAAUGCUAUGUGCAAUCAUGUCAUUGAUUGCUUCGAUAGUUCAGAUGAGCUUCUCGAAAUUUGUUUACAUCCUAGUGCAUAUGUUGAUGUAGCUACGUCUUUGAAUCACUCAAGUUCCGAUGAAAUAACCACUUUCCAAGGACGUCAAAAAUGGACUGUAAAUGAAUGCGUUCUUAACGAUCCAAAAAUGGUGGGAGAGGAUUUCUUGUCAGGAAUUACUUAUCUUGGAGGCGAUGGCAAGGUUCCCGACAAAAACCAUGUCGUGCUGCGUUGCGCCGAAGGUUACAGUCUGGACGGAGAGAAAUAUAAUAUUUGCGACGGCGAUAAAUGGUUGAAUAAAUUGGGCAGAUGCGUCCAACAAUGCAAACAUUUUGGUAACAACGAACAUUCCACACAGUGCUUCCACAACAAUAUUCUGGUAGACUGCGAGCAGCAGUAUCUAUUAAAGGAUACAGAAAUGAAGGUUACCUGCGCUCCAGGGUAUAUUGAUGAGGCUUAUGGUACGCAGGUUUGUGGCGAUGGUGGCGAAUGGAAAGUGAAAAAGGCUUUGCCCAAGUGCAAGCCUAUGUGCGGCUUUAAAGUGAUUGAGGAUUGCCCGGAUCCAUGGGAAAUGAGCGUGUUCCAGCGCGGCCACAAGCCCAUCUUCCAAUUCGCCUGUACUGCCACCGUUGUGUCUCCGUUUUUCCUGCUGGCCCCCAGUAGCUGUUUCCAGAAUAUCACCAUUAAGAGCGUUAAAUCCAGAGAACCAGUGCUCUAUACAGUUGCCGAGGGUGAGAGGUACACUGAAACCUUCAAUGCCCACGAACUUCACGCUUAUAAAUUACACAACGUCUCGUUUAUACAAAAUGUUACUCAAGAAUAUGAGGGCAUAUUUUAUCCCCUGGUCUUGGUGCAGCUAAUGCAGCCCUUGGAGAUCGGAGCUAAUUUGAAUCCAGUGUGCCUUUCCGACAACGACCCGCCAGAAAAAUGGCUAACUCGUGGAGACUUCAAAGAAAAUGUUGGCAAGGCGAUAUGCAAAAAGAAAAAUGAUCUCUACGUGCUGGAAGAAUACAUAGGGAGUGGUUCGGCCAAAUAUGACAUCAGCGCCUUCAUGAGACCAAUCAAAGAUUACAUAUAAAGUGCACAGAAGGCGGGAAACAUUUAAUUCACUUUAUUACGGGAUGAAUUUGUGGUUAAUCGGAAAUCAAUGUACAUCAACUGAGGAAACACACAUCUACUAUUGACAACUAUAUAAUUAUGUAUGCGUAUUCAGUUGGACGGGGUAUCCGCAACGUUACGGGAUCGCACGCCGUUCGGGAACUAUCUGCCAUUUGAAUGGUACUGUAAACUUUCAAAACAAUAAUUAUAUAGCUCGAUUAUCUGAAUA